Messenger RNA from Betta splendens (Siamese fighting fish), 3843 nucleotides. RefSeq names its product matrix metallopeptidase 14a (membrane-inserted) (gene mmp14a). Gene Ontology annotation, biological process: collagen catabolic process; skeletal system development; zymogen activation. Bases 772 to 2367 code for a protein of 531 amino acids. Gene Ontology annotation, cellular component: extracellular matrix. NCBI's taxonomy places the organism in Eukaryota, Metazoa, Chordata, Actinopteri, Anabantiformes, Osphronemidae. The transcript has 9 exons. Gene Ontology annotation, molecular function: metalloendopeptidase activity; zinc ion binding. The record is from RefSeq and is a predicted model, not a curated record.
CAUCCUGACGGAUCCUGAUCACCUUGAUAAAAAUAAUGAAGUCCGUUUGAUUCACGUUUAGUCACCCCCCCAGGAACUGCCGAUACAAAGAGGUCCUCUGAAGGCGCUGCCAGCAGCCAGAUGUCGCGUGGAGCAUAAACAAGCGUAGUUAGAGGAUGCGGGAUGCAGGAGAAGUGAAGGAGCACCUUAGUCACUGACCACAAGUCGCUGGCGUGAGUCAAGCCUGUCUGUGAGGCAGAGUCAGACAGUUUAUAGGAAGCCGCAGGCAGCUUCCCUCCCGCGGGGAACACGCCAACACGGUGAUGAGCGUCUGUCAACAAAGUGAGACGACUGUUGACUGCACCGUCGUCUUCAGCAGCAUCACGGCCGCUUUAAUGGCGCUGUAGCAAAGUGCCAGCUUAUUAUACUGAGCUUGAGUGUGGGGUCAGUUUGAGGCUCAGCAGAUGCGAAGGGAAUGUCCCGUGUGCUUGUUUGAGCCACUUUAGGGCUGCGAUGGAGUCACAUGUAACAGUCAGUCCUGAUGCAAAAAGAGGAUCAGUUCAAAUUAUGGGUUCGGGAUUACGUCACCUCAGCGCUGCAGAUGAACCCUGUGAUCAAAAGAUCGACGCGUCUGGGUUCCAGGUCUGAGAAGGAGAAAGAGGAGAGAACUGCAACAGCGGAGAAGCCAAGGGAAAUGAAGCGUGGCUGCAGAAGUACGGCUACCUGCCUCCAGGCGACGUCAGGGCCCAGGCCAUCCGCUCCCCCAAGACCAUUCAGACAGCCAUCGCCGCCAUGCAGAGGUUGUACGGCUUGACCGUCACGGGAUCCAUAGACGCCAACACCUUGGAGGCGAUGGGACGCCCCCGCUGUGGAGUCCCAGACAAGUUCGGCCCGGAGCUGAAAACCAACCUGAGGAGGAAGCGAUACGCUGUGCAGGGGCUGAAGUGGGAGAAACCGGAGGUGACCUUCAGCAUAGAGAACUACACCCCCAAAGUGGGCGAGCGUGCCACGUUCGACGCCAUUAGAAAGGCCUUCAAGGUGUGGGAGAGGGCGAUCCCGCUCACCUUCAGAGAAAUCCCCUUCAGCCAGAUCCGAGGCAAGGUGGACAAGUACGCCGACAUCAUGCUGUCCUUCUCGGAGGGUUUCCACGGCGACAGCACGCCGUUCGACGGCGAGGGCGGCUUCCUGGCUCACGCUUACUUCCCCGGCAACGGCAUCGGCGGAGACACGCACUUUGACCUCGCUGAGCCCUGGACGACGGGGGCGGUCGACCAGGGAGGUAACGAUGUUUUCCUGGUGGCCGUCCAUGAGCUGGGCCACGCUCUGGGCCUGGAGCACUCCAACGACCCCAACGCCAUCAUGGCCCCGUUCUACCAGUGGUUCGAUACGGAAAACUUCCAGCUCCCAGACGACGACCGCAGGGGCAUCCAGGCCAUCUAUGGUGCGUGCAUCCCCCGUGAGCUCAGCCCACACGCGCUGUAUGCUGUAUACGUUGCUAAUCAGGCUAAUUCACCCGCAGGAACCAAGUCCGGGGCGCCGCCUCCGCCCCCUCGACCCACCAAGCCGUCCACCCCCGACCGGCCAACUCACGGCCCGGACAUCUGCGAGGGCCACUUUGACACCAUCGCCGUCCUCCGGGGGGAAAAGUUCGUGUUUAAGGACAAGUGGUUCUGGCGCGUGCGUAACAACAAGGUUCUGCAGGGGUACCCCAUGCCCAUCAACCACUUCUGGAAAGGCCUGCCUUCGAACAUCAACGCCGCCUACGAGAGGAGCGACGGGAAGUUUGUCUUCUUCAAGGGUGACAAAUACUGGGUUUUCAGUGAGUCCACCAUGGACAAGGACUCGCCCAAGAGCCUGACGGACCUUGGCAGCGGUUUACCCAAAGACAAGCUGGAUGCUGCUCUUUUCUACACGCCGACGGGACAGACCUUCUUCUUCAGAGGCAAUAAGUACUACAGGUUCAACGAGGACACCCACAGGGUGGACGCGGGCUACCCUAAACCCAUCAGCACCUGGAGCGGAGCCCCAGACAACAUCAAAGCCGCCAUCAUGAGCGAAGAUGCAUCUUACACCUACUUCUACAAAGCCAACAAGUACUGGAAGUUCAACAACCAGCACAUGAAGGUGGAGGCUGGAUACCCCAAGUCUGUGCUCAGGGACUGGAUGGGCUGCGACAGCGAGGAGCCCAAGAAGGGCCGGGAGGAGGAGGUGAUCAUCAUCGAGAUGGACGAGUCGCGCGGCGGCGGCGCCGGAGCCGUGGCCGUGGUGGUGCCGCUCCUCCUGCUGGUCCUGGUGCUGGCCACACUGGGAGCACUUUUGAUCUUCAGGAAGUACGGCACACCCCGACGCCUGCUCUACUGCCAGAGAUCCCUCCUGGACAAGGUCUAGGCACAGACGCGUGACUGACAGACUCACAGAGGGACGGCCUGAGGGGGGGAGAAGGAGGCGCGAAGGGGAGGACGAGGAGAGUUGAACCAAGGGAAAGACAGGAGGAAUGGGGGUAGAAAGGGGGACCAAGCCCCGGAAACUGAAAUCAGGAAAAAGUGUAUUAGUAUGUUAACUAUUUACAUGUACUGUUCUGUGUUCAGAGAUUUAGAGAUUUCCAGUGUCACAUAGAAAGAAGGGGCUCCUCAGGGCCUCCUCUCACAGCAGCCUUUAAAUAACAUCCCUCCUUCCUUCUCCUACUUUAACUGGACGACUCCGGCUGAACUGCUGUCUGAUUCAUCCGUCUCACCACAGGACGCGUUUGUUUAAAUCUGUGCUUCACUUUGGUCCUCUCAGAAGCGUCAUCUCAAUUUAGACCCUUUCCUCUGUACCACGCGUUCUGUUGCUGAGCCCGGUGGCAAACGCUUGAAGCUCAGCCACGUAACAGCUGUUUAUUCUGCGUAUCAAACCUCCCAGACGUUUGGUUCUGACAGAAAUGUACCCACGACAUCAGACAGCGCUGCCAGAUUUGUAAUAUGUUCCACAUUUAAGUAACUUUUCUGAAAGUUAUUCCACGAUUCUGUCCCAAAUGCUUAACAUUAAAGACGACCGUGCUCAUGGUGUAGUUAUUAUUAUUAUUACUAUAUAUAAACCUAUUGGAUUCUUAUCAUGCAGCUACGUAUGUUAGCUCGUCCCUCAUGCUAAGUGUUAGAAUAAGCAGAUUUAUAAAGUACAGAUGAGACGCCAGCCACACAAACAUCAGGCCGCCGUGAGACCGAACCCAGUCCCUCUGGUACGACAGACUACAAGCAGUCAGACAGGAUAAUUUUAAGGAUGAUUGUUUUUUUUACUACAGAUGACAGCUUUGAAAUCUUGCAGUACAGUUGUUGUUGUUUGUCCACUCGUGUCCAUCAUCGGUACAGUUGUUACAGUUUCGAACAAUCUGGUGCAAUGUUGAAUGGUUAUUGAUGCUGUGGCGAGUUAUUGUUAUUAUAAGUAUGGUUAUUGUUAUUAUUGUUGUCCUGGUAAAGGUUUAAUGAGGUUUUUUUCUUUUUUGCUAUACGUUGUCAUAUGAAGUCCUGCUGGACAGAGGCGUAACAUGACAAUGAUGGAACCGAUCCCAGUUUCCACUCAGCCUGUGGUGAAUCAGAUCCAAUCACAGAUACGCGGGAAUCAGGGGAGCUUCGUUUAAUCCCGAAACAACACGGAAGCUGAGACACAAGAAGAAUCAAUGCUAUUUAUGAUCGUUGACACAGAUGGUGCUCAUAGUCUCUCGAAUUUGAAGGUUAAUUGAUUUAAUCCAUAACAAUGAUAAUGGUAAUGAUAUUUAUAAUGAUGAUUAUGUCAAUCAAAGGGAACAAGAUUCUUUCCUGCCUUUUUCACUUUUGUAUUUCGAACGAUAAAGUGAAAUAAAAUUGUUUUUUUACAAACGUUUACAAA